UUUCAAUCCCGUGGCCAAUUUUUUCCAAGUGGCUGCUGAUUUAUGGGCUAUUUGAUAAGAAAUAAAAAUGAAAAUAAAUCAUAUGCCCUGAUCUCGUGGAUUUGCUUCUGUGAAAAUUUUCAUCAAACACUUGAUCUGCGCGCGCCAUUGUAAUGGAGAAAGCGGAAACCGGCGGCACCACCAAGCCCUUCAAUGAACCUUCUCCUCACUUUAAGCUUUUGCUCUCGUGCCCUUCCGGUCUUUCGCCGUCACAGGUGUCAGUUGUUUUUGAUGAAACUUACGAUAGAGUUCCUCACCCAGACAUGAGCUUGGAAAACUCCAUUUCCGAGAUAUGGGAUCAGAGGAUUCAGAGAAGUACAUCAUUGUACAACGGUCAAAAGUUCAGGUAUGGAGGACAUAUGUUGUGUAAUGGAGAUGGAUGUGACAAAGAGUCUCGUGUAUGCCUCCACCUUGGUUUGACGGAUUAUAGGACUUUUGUUGGAACAAACUUGAAUCCUUUGUGGGAAAAGUUCUUGGUUAUAUCAAAAGAUGACUCUAUCCGAUGCCAACACACCUCAAGUCCAUUGGGUAACGGUGCUAUUGUGGAGACAUCUGACAAGAAAAUACUGGUGUUGAAAAGAAGUAAUGAUGUCGGGGAAUUUCCUGGACACUUUGUUUUCCCAGGGGGGCAUCCGGAGCCCCAAGAAGUAGGAAUUUCAUUCCAUCAGCAUGAAAUAGAUUCAGAGGCCAUUAAUAAGAAGGUUUCUCUGGAGAUGUUUGACAGCAUUAUCCGAGAAGUAGUUGAAGAAAUUGGAGUACCUGCAGCAUCCCUUUGCGAGCCAGUUUUCAUUGGUAUAUCACGCAGAGAAUUGAAUGUUAGACCAGCUGCAUUUUUCUCCAUCAAAUGCAGUUUGGAUUCAAUGGAAAUUCAACAGAUGUAUUCCAGUGCACAAGAUGGUUUUGAGUCAACUGAACUGUAUAUGGUCUCAGUGAGUGACUUAGAGAGCAUGGGAUCUAGAAUGCCUGGCUGCCAUCAAGGUGGAUUGGCUCUCUAUAUGUUGAUGGUAGAAGCUGAGAAGAAUGUUUGAUGGAAGUUCAUGAGUACUACUUAUAAGUGUCUGUGAGGAGUAUCCCGCUAACUUCCAAGGCUUUAACUACCUUUAUUUUGUAUGUGAAGUUGAAAACCAUAGUUAUUCACCAAAAAAUAAAAAAGUUGAAAACCACAAUGGAAUCAAAAGACUCUUCGUUUACCUUAUAUUCACUAAUGCAUCAUUACGUGAUGUAUCAAUCUGACUUUGACCGUUUAGUACUGAAACAUAAAGAUUUAUUAUUUCCCAUUUAAUUACAUCUUUGUCUUCCCUUUUUUUUGGAAACAUUUUAGAUGAAAGAUCUAAUCUAUUUUAAUGA
Ziziphus jujuba (common jujube) is the source of this 1386-nucleotide messenger RNA. Its product is annotated as nudix hydrolase 9. Gene Ontology annotation, molecular function: GDP-mannose hydrolase activity. The transcript is spliced from 9 exons. Lineage: Eukaryota; Viridiplantae; Streptophyta; Magnoliopsida; Rosales; Rhamnaceae. The record is from RefSeq and is a predicted model, not a curated record. Bases 153 to 1067 code for a protein of 304 amino acids.